UGGCAAACCCACAAGCCAUGCCAUUGCCGCUGCCAGAGACGGCCUUCGUUCCCGAGGCCAAGUCGACGAAGAAGCGGCCGGAGCCCAUGACGCCGCAGUUCGUCAUCCAGCCGACGCCGAAGCGCCGCACGGCCUUCGAGUCGCCACCCGCGAGCGCGUACGAGGCGCUUGCGUCGCAGGCCAUGGGACCACCCCCGAUGCUCAUGCUGGACGACGCCGAGGAAGAGGCGACGCCGACGACGCCAGACCAAGGCUGGGUUGCGCCAUUGCCCUCCAUGGACGCGCAUGGCGAAGAAGACGACCUCGAUCACCCACCUACAUCCCACGACGUGGAAGACGCGCACAAAGAAGUCGCACCCCUGCGUUGGCUUGAUCAGGACGCGCCGGUACAAGGGCUGGUCGAGUCGGGCAACGAGAAGUCGUCGGCCGACGAUUCAUCUCAGGAGGUUCAAGGCGGUCCAUUCGCGCUGCCAGACCACAUGGAGGAGCCCAUCGUAGCUUCUGCAGCACCGAAUACGCUCCAGGCCAUGCCGUUGGCAUCCGAUCAUGUGAACGGAAUGGUUCCCAUCUCGUCUGGCGAGUCCGAGCCAUCAAGCCCCGUUCCGCGGCCCCUCGUCGACGACGCCGAGACCCCAUUAUUGCAUCGUUCCGGUGCCCCUUGCUCGUCUCUGCGUCUGCCACCAAACAACUCAGCCCCAGAAGAGCCAGCGAUCGCGCCAGUCCAAAUCGAAGAUUCGAAGGAGGCGCUUUUUGAAGAGGCCGAGCAGUCAAUGCCCCUUUUCCGCACUGCGCCGGCCGAUGCAAGCUCUCACCUGCAGUACGGCCAAGUCGCGCCAUCCCCUUUUCGCAUCUCGCAGUCUCAGUUUGGGCAAAUCGGGAAGGGCCUCCCGACGCGCCUCUUUAGCCAAGCCACCGAUCAAAAGAUCAAGCCCGAGCCUUGCGCUACGAACGUGGCACGAGCGAACGCAACUCGUGUCCGGAGCCGUACGUCGUCGACCAUUGCCGGAGGCAAGCGGCGUUCUGUUUCGGCGCCACAAGACGAGAACGCUCGACCGAUGGCUCGGCUCGUGUCGCCAGAAGCCGCGAAAGCCGUCAUCGAGGAGCAGCCGCGCGCUGCCAAGGUCAAGCCCAUCUCGCUCCAGCUUCGCGACGGCAACGGCGACAUCGUGCUGCUUCGUGCCAAGCCAACUGCGCUUUUGAGCCGCGUCUUUGAGGAGUUUUCCAAGAUGAAGAAGGUUCCGUCAGACCAUUACCGUUUCUUCGUCGACGGCAAGCGUCUUGCGGGCGAAGCGACGAUCGCUUCGGUCGAGCUCGAGCACGACGACAUCAUCGAUUGCCUCGGGCCCCAAGUCGGCGGCUGCCUCGCGUAGACUGUCGCACGAUGAUACCUUAUCUAUUGUGUAACGUGGCAUCCUACGAUGACACACCACGUGGGGUGCACCGUUCAAGAAUCGCCAGGGUGCGGCCGGGUUGA
This is a messenger RNA of Saprolegnia diclina VS20, 1474 nucleotides long. RefSeq lists its product as hypothetical. Lineage: Eukaryota; Oomycota; Saprolegniomycetes; Saprolegniales; Saprolegniaceae. The record is from RefSeq and is a predicted model, not a curated record. Gene Ontology annotation, molecular function: protein binding. Bases 18 to 1370 code for a protein of 450 amino acids. The transcript has 2 exons.